Cygnus olor (mute swan) is the source of this 12728-nucleotide messenger RNA. RefSeq names its product LARGE xylosyl- and glucuronyltransferase 1 (gene LARGE1). Gene Ontology annotation, molecular function: xylosyltransferase activity; glucuronosyltransferase activity. The record is from RefSeq and is a predicted model, not a curated record. Lineage: Eukaryota; Metazoa; Chordata; Aves; Anseriformes; Anatidae. Gene Ontology annotation, biological process: protein O-linked glycosylation via mannose.
AGUUUGGCCAGCCAACAGGAAAAGGCACUUUUGCCUAUGUGGUCAGAUGAAUCCCAUCUCUUCCUAGCAGUCACCUGUCUUGAGCGAGGGUCCCAUGCUUGUGAAGUCAAAAUCCCUCUUGUCAAUGCCAGCUGCACAAACAAUUUUUUGACCUGUAGGAUCUAUCCACUCUUCCUCGGUUUCUUCCCCCUCACUGUCAGAGUUGAGGAGAUAGACUCUUGGUCCAUUGCUUUUUAUGAAAUAAUGGUAUUAAGAAAUCUGCAAGUAUAACAUCAACUUCUUUCCAUAUGACAAGUAAGGAGCCGCUCUAAGUGUGUUACUAAUCCCUGUGUAAAACUAACCUAUAGUUGGAGAUCUGUGUAGUAAAAUAAAGGUGUUUUUGUUUUAGUUCUGUUUUUUUUUUUUUUUUCAAAAUAGGACUGCUUCAUAGAGAGACAUGAAUUCUUCUGUCAGGGAGGAGCACUUGAAGCAAUAAUUGUUUCUCCUGGGCAAAACUUGCUCAUGAAUCUUUAAUCAAUUUCUGCAUUAGAGCAGCUCUGUACAUAGAGGAUUCUAAUGAAGGGAGUAAUAUGUGGGAGGCUGUGGACUAUUUGCUUCCAACAUAGGAACGGCACUGGGUUGGGAAUCUGCACUCCUGAGAGAAUGCUGGGAAUCUGCAGAGGGCGACGGAAAUUCCUGGCUGCCUCUCUGACUGUCCUCUUCGUGCCAGCCAUAACGUGGAUUUAUCUGUUUGCUGGGAGUUUUGAAGAUGGGAAGCCAGUGUCGCUGUCUCCACUUGAGUCCCAGCCCCACAGUCCUCAUUACACGGCCUCAAGCCAGAGGGACCGCGAGAGCCUGGAGGUCCGCAUGCGGGAGGUGGAGGAGGAGAACCGUGCGCUGCGCAAGCAGCUCAGCCUGGCGCAGAGCCGCGGCCCCUCGCACCACCGCGGCAAUCACUCCAAGACCUACUCCAUGGAAGAGGGCACAGGCGACAGCGAGAGCCUGCGGGCUGGCAUUGUGGCGGGGAACAGCUCGGAGUGCGGGCAGCAACCAGCAGUGGAAAAAUGCGAGACUAUCCACGUCGCCAUUGUUUGUGCAGGGUAUAAUGCCAGUCGGGAUGUUGUCACACUCGUCAAGUCCGUGUUAUUUCACAGGCGAAACCCACUCCACUUUCACCUCAUCGCAGAUGCAAUUGCCAAACAGAUCCUCGCAACUCUGUUCCAGACGUGGAUGGUCCCUGCUGUGCGCAUAGACUUCUAUGAUGCAGAUGAGCUCAAGUCGGAAGUGUCAUGGAUCCCCAACAAACACUACUCUGGGAUUUAUGGGCUGAUGAAAUUGGUUCUAACGAAGACUCUACCUUCCAAUCUUGAGCGAGUCAUUGUCCUUGACACAGACAUAACAUUUGCCACUGACAUCGCUGAGCUAUGGGCCGUCUUCCACAAGUUCAAAGGGCAGCAGGUUCUUGGCUUGGUGGAGAACCAGAGUGACUGGUAUUUGGGCAACCUCUGGAAGAAUCAUCGGCCCUGGCCAGCACUUGGGAGGGGCUACAACACAGGGGUUAUCUUGCUGCUUCUCGAUAAGUUACGGAAGAUGAAAUGGGAGCAGAUGUGGAGACUCACAGCCGAGCGGGAGUUAAUGAGCAUGCUGUCCACUUCACUGGCUGACCAGGAUAUCUUCAAUGCAGUCAUCAAGCAAAAUCCCUUCCUUGUCUACCAGCUUCCAUGUUUCUGGAAUGUUCAGCUGUUGAUCACACUCGUUUCUGAGCAGUGCUACAGAGAUGUGUCUGACCUGAAGGUGAUUCACUGGAACUCACCAAAGAAGCUGCGAGUGAAAAACAAGCACGUGGAGUUUUUUCGCAACCUCUACCUGACAUUCCUAGAAUAUGAUGGGAACUUGCUGAGACGGGAACUCUUUGGCUGCCCCAGUGAGGCAGACAUUAACAGUGAAAACCUCCAGAAACAGCUGUCUGAGCUAGACGAGGAUGACUUAUGCUAUGAAUUUCGUCGAGAACGUUUCACCGUCCAUCGCACUCAUUUGUAUUUUCUACAUUACGAAUAUGAACCCGCUUCAGACAACACUGAUGUAACGCUGGUGGCUCAACUUUCAAUGGACAGGCUCCAGAUGCUUGAAGCUAUCUGCAAACACUGGGAAGGUCCAAUUAGCCUGGCACUCUAUCUUUCUGAUGCAGAAGCCCAGCAAUUUCUGCGCUACGCCCAGGGCUCAGAAGUACUAAUGAGCCGCCACAAUGUCGGCUACCAUAUCGUGUACAAGGAAGGCCAGUUCUAUCCUGUGAAUCUGCUAAGGAACGUGGCCAUGAAGCAUAUCAGCACACCGUACAUGUUUCUGUCUGACAUUGACUUCCUGCCCAUGUAUGGACUCUACGAGUACCUCAGGAAGUCCGUCAUCCAGCUAGACCUGGCUAACACCAAGAAAGCUCUGAUUGUACCUGCUUUUGAGACCCUACGCUACCGCCUUUCCUUCCCCAAGUCAAAAGCAGAGCUGCUAUCUAUGUUGGACAUGGGAACCCUCUUUACAUUCAGGUAUCACGUCUGGACAAAAGGGCACGCGCCAACAAACUUUGCCAAGUGGCGAACAGCCACCACCCCCUACCGUGUUGAGUGGGAAGCAGACUUCGAGCCAUACGUUGUUGUGAGGAAGGACUGCCCGGAGUAUGACAGGCGGUUUGUUGGAUUUGGCUGGAACAAAGUGGCUCACAUCAUGGAACUGGAUGCACAGGAGUACGAGUUCACGGUGCUGCCCAACGCCUACAUGAUCCACAUGCCGCAUGCCCCCAGCUUUGACAUCACCAAGUUUCGCUCCAACAAGCAAUACCGCAUCUGUCUCAAGACCCUGAAGGAAGAGUUCCAGCAGGACAUGUCACGUCACUAUGGCUUUGCAGCUCUCAAAUAUCUCACGGCAGAGAACAACAGCUAGCACAGCGGAGCCCAUUUAGAGGAAACAGAGACACUGAAGGGAGGAGCCACUCAACGUUUGAGGCCCGGUCUUCAAACUUUGAACUGAGAAAUACUUUCUGUUUUUAUAUCAUACCUGGCAGUUCUAACAGUAGAAAUUUGAAGUGACAUGUCUUCAGACUGUGCUCAUCAGCCCCUUCCCCAGCCACCCCAGGCCUUUCAGCUUUAGCAUUUGUGAGGUGUCAACAAGAGGGGCCGGCUACGCGCCCACUGUACUACAAGAGGUGGGGACUGGGCAUGGGCUGGGAAUGCACUCUGUUCUCUUAACUGCAGAGCAAAGACAGACCUUCAGAAUAUAGGAUUUCAUGUUGCUAUUUAAUAAUUUGACAUGCUUUUUAUCUGUAAAGGAAGAUCUUCGGGUCACUGUCCUGUGAAUUUCAAAUCUGCACUACUCUGAAAGGGAACUUUCACCUGUGAACGUUCACAGUGGCCCUCUUAACAUGGAUGACCUUGUAAAUGCAGGAUGAGCCAAAGGUCUGAAUUAGCCUUGAAAAUGAAGGGGACACUUGUACAAUACUGCACUCGAGAAGGUGUGUUACAGGUUUAGGUGUGUACAUGAUAUCAGUUGGUCUUUUAUGCUCAAAUUAGUUAAGUUUUAUCAGGAAAAUCCCUUAUGCCCUGCCCUGCCUUUUCCUCAGUCCUAAAUGCUGUUCCUUUCCUUGCCAAGGAAAUGUCUCCAUUGUGUUUCUUUCCCAUCUUCAGUUCUGGUGGUCCAGUAAAGAAGAUCAGUAGCUCUGCCCAAAAGUGAACAAAACCUGUCAGUGUAAGGUCUGUUUUCACCAGAGCAACUUGUUCAUAUGUGUCUCGUAAAAUAAAGGGCCUGGUUGUAACUCUUUAUCUUCUUUAGGCAAGAAUUGGAUUUUGCCUAGAAGGCAUGUUGUGCAGGGGGAUAUUGAUUCAUAGACUCAUUUCAGUGCAUGCCUAUCCAUGAAGGCACUGGGCCUGGGGCUUUAAGUGAACUUCUUUGCUGAACAGGGAAUAUAAGCGCGACAACUCGUAGCCUGGGUGCUCUCCUGCUGCCUGCUACAAGGUCUCAGAACUACUUCGUUAAAGGAGUUUAUAAAUAAAAGGAGCAGAACUGUUAGGAAUAAACUCCCCAUUCGAGGGAGAAAAGUUUAUGUUGGGAAUCUGAGUGUGAUUGUUUGCUUGAAUGUGGGCUGGUCAAGUUCACAACUUCAAUACACACAGGAAUAUUCUGGAGGGUGGACAGGAAACUUAAGCAAAACACAGAAAACAAGACACUGGACUUUUUAGUUUUCUUUGUCUUUCAGUAUUAAUGUUGUGUUUACAUUGGAUGAGGAGCUGAGGUUUAAUGCACUACCCCUUGCAGGGCUAUUUGUAAUUUCUGUUGCAAUGUUAAUAGAGAAAGCAGAAACGAUUCAGUGAGAAAUGUGUCUCUCUCCUUUCCCCAGAUCCCUGUACAACCACAUGUACCAAUACCACUGCCUGAACUGGAAAAUGGGUCCACAUUGUGUUCUGCUCACUUUGUUCCAUUUUGUUUUUCAGCCACUGGACCUUCUACUUUCUUCCCCACCUCAUCCCUCUAGAGCUUGGUUUUAUUUCUAACCUGACAUUUCGUGAGAGCUUUUUGUUACAGUGGAAACCACGCCGUUAAACCAGACAUUUAAACUACAAAUAUCAGUUCAUCAUGCUGUGUAUAUAUAAGAAAAGCCAAAAAAGGCAACAUCUUUGAGAAGGAAUAAAAAGGGGCGGGAGGCUAUGUGCAAUUACUGAUUUUUCCCCUGGGAGUGUUGGCUGCGUAAGAAUACAUCAGUGCAUAAUUUUCCAAAGUGCUUUUCUUUGGUUCUUAAUGGCUUUAUGUAAAGAUUUACAUAAAAAUCUUUGAAGAGCUGGGAAGAAGUGAAAUGAGUACUCAGUCAGUCUUGGCUAAGAUAUAUUUUAAAAAAAAAAUCUUAACUCGCCAAGUCCUGUAUUACUCACCAUUAAGGGCCCAGGUCACCAUGCAUACUGAGAAUGAGAACCCUGCAGCACAGAGCCAUGAUGAUUAGCUAAUGUGCAAGAAGUUAUCAAAAGCUGAUCGUGGGAGGGGCUGAACAUUUGUUGUGCCUACAUAAAAUCUCCCAUCAGAGUUUCAGUGUGGCCACAAUUAUGUUUCAUAUACAUUGGAAACUCAUUUCCAGGUGUACAUUUCUUCUUGGCUUAACAAUGUUGCCCAAGGAUGGACUAGGUUGCCUGCAACAGCAUAACCUGUAGCGUGGACUUGUACGUAGUUUGGGUGUGCCAUUAUCAAUGUCAACAUUAUUUUCUCGUUUUCACCAGAGGUCCUGGGAUGCAGCUGGGGGAGAUGGGAGGUAAUCAUUUGCACCUUGCCUCUUUGUGCAGCAAGUUGUGGGAGCUCCUGGAUAGGCUUAGAUUUGCAGUCUGAUGUAACCAGCUCAAAGAUUGGUAGUAGGUUCAAAGAGCCCAUUUUUUUUCCUUAUGGGCAUGGUGCUGACUUGUGUCUGUCACGUCAUGUUUGUGUGUGCUUUCUAAUUUGAGAGAUGUGGAGCUUGGGUUUUUUUUAAACACAUUUCAGGCAAUUCACAUGGUAGCAAAUUAGGCUUACUUACCUGUCUUUAACUGCCAGGGCUCCUCCAACACCAUGAAAAAAAAACAACAACAACAACAAAAAUCCCCAACACAGUUACAACACUGUCUGCUAGUCCUCUACUGUAAUAGGUAUUUGCUAGGAAUUUUGUUACUUAAUUCUCAGAUUUCUACUGAAGUCUUCAAGAAAUGUCAGAUAAAUCUGGUGACUUAAUGCCUUUGAUUUAUUGAUUUGUUCCACCAGCUUCUCUCUCGAGUCCUCAGUCUAUGACCUCUCCUUAUCUUUGUUAUUUGGAAAGCAUGAGUGUCUCAUUUAGAUACCACUCAAACACCAUCUCUGGUGAAGACUGAUGCAAAUAAAUCAUUUAGAUUCUUGUCAAUGUCCUUAUUGUCUUUAAUUGCUCCCUCUACUUUUUGUUUGGGGUGGCCUACUGGUUCUCUCCAGUUUUCUGCUUUUGGUGUACUGAGCAAACAUGCAUUUUCCGUUUUAACUUCCUACUAUUUGCUCUUCAAAUUCCCUCUUUGCUUGCUCAAACUCCAUCUUAACUAUUACAUACCUUCCUUUCAGCUUUAUAAAGUUUUGAUUUCCAUUCUCUGAAGGCUCUCUAUUUGGUCUGAAUAACUUCAAAAAUCUCCAGUUCAGUCACACCAGCAUUUCCUUGUCUUUCAUUUAUCUAAGGGAAUGCCAUAUUCCAUUGCUAUUUUUAAGCCCUUUCCACUUUCAAUCUGAGGACUUCAGAGGGGUUGGCUUUUUUUUUUUUUUUCAUUUUAUUUAGGACCAAUGAUUAUUUAAAAGAAAAAUGGUGUUUUUUUUGUUUUGUUUUGUUCUUAGUCUUUGUAUCUAAUAUCAAGUAUCACCCUACUAGGUUUUAGGGGGUAGUGUUUUGAAGAAGUUUCCUCCUACCUCUUCCUAAAUGCUUUCUCCUAGUCAAGGGGUCAGUUUUAACAUCAUACAGAAUACUCGUGUUCUUCUAACAGGGGAUCUUAUCUUGACACAUUCUGUCCUGUGUCUCCCUUUUCCCCUCCACUCCAAAACUCAAGUCCCUAGAAUCUUUUCAGCCCUGUAGGCCCCUUCCAGCACCAAAAUCUGAACUCUGUAUUUCCCAGCACCUUCUGACAUCCCGCUGUGUUUCAGACAUAAUUACUGUUUCAAAUAAUUGCUGCCUGGCUGGCACCCAAUCCUCCUAUUUCUGUUUUCAUGCUUCUCCCUUUGAUGUAACAGGCUCUGCAGUUAAAGUUUUGGCCAUAACUCUUACCUUUUUCAAUGCCUUAUUAUAACUCCCUGAUAUGUUUCCAUGAUUUCUCUCUGUUGUCACAGCACAUAUCUUCAAAUGUUUGGCUGUAAUUUCCAUCCUAGCAUUUUCUGGCUGAGGGUCAUCUGCCAUUUGCCAUCUACCAUUUUAAAAUGUCUUUGUGUAUUCUGAAUAGUCCUUAGUAUCAAUCAGAUUUUUUUUCCAAGUCCUACUUUCAGUAAUUCCUUCCAGCCUUGCUAGUUUCCUGUGUGAGCAAUCUGGUUCCAUAUCGUUUUUGUGAAUUUUAUUCUAUUUGUAAUCAUCAUCUUGGAUUCAGUAACAUAAAGGAAUUAACAAUGUGCCUGUGGUUCCACCGCUUUUGUUAGACUGAAAAUCAGAUGUGAUCACAUUAUUUCUAAAGUGCUGAAUUUUUACCUGGUAGGCUUCAUGUGGUUUGUAUGCAAAUCAUAAACUGCGUUUUCCGUAUACUGCGACAAGUGGAGGCACUUUGUAGGGUUAUUUGCAGUAGCUAUUGCAGCAGAGUAAGACCUGCAUUAGAAGAAAAAACUUUCUUAAAAAAAAACUUAAAAGAAAAACUUUGUCAGGACUUUAGUUACUAUUUCUGUCCGCAGGGGAAAAUAAGGCCCUAGCACAGCUGAACAGUUUUAUAAAUGCCCUGCACAAAACACAUUGCACAGUAUUUUCUGGUAGGUAUAAUCAUACAUCGCCCAAUUAAAUAUGAAAAAUACAUUUUUAAUGUUCUUAUUUUUACAUGCAAUUCUAUCUGGAAGAUAAUGCAUUUUCUUCUGUGUCUUGCCAGUUUCCCCCAUUACUCCAGCUUGCCUAAUAGCCCCAUCCAUUUUUGGCUGAGAAAGAUUAAUGACCACCAGCACAGGGAGCCCUGGCGAAUCAGCAGAGAUAUUACUCUUAGGCACUGCACAAGAGGUUCCUUGCUGCGCUGCCAGAUAUUGUAUGGGUGUUCCUCAGGUUUCAGUGCAGCAACAGAACACAGCAAGCUCAGCAAGAGGGGUGAGUGUCAUUAUUUAUGAACUUCAACAAGGUCUAAACUAUUAGAUGGUAGGAGUGCAAAAAAAAGAAUGCAUCUUUGUUAGCUCCAAAACUAAUUCAAUUCUAGGAAAAGAAAGCAGCCAAGUUUCUGCAACUCCAGUGAGUACGACUGGAACAAAGUCACUCUUCGACAGUGACAGCCGAUCACCUAGUAUUUCCACUUCAGUGUUGAAAAUGCAGAAACAUCAAUAGGUAAAUGAAGUAACCUUUACAGUAAUAAUUCAGAAUGUAUAUUUAGAAUGUAUGCUUACAUCCAAACACUUUGGUGAAUUGGGGAUUAUUUGAAGACUGUUAUUUUGUUUAUAAUAUAAAUUUUAAGUUUGGAAAAGCUGCUGGCUGUGCACAGCUAGUUAGGGAUCAGGAAACAUAAAAAUCUGGAUUGAGAAAUACCUUGCUUUUAUAGGAAUGUGCUUUCAUCAGUAGUUAGACAUUCCCAAAAGAAGACACGAAGUCCUCAAGAAUUUCCAAAGAAGCUAGCCUACAUUUCAGUUGGCUGGAAUGUAUUCCUCUUAUGAAUACUAGGGAUUUGGGGGUUGCUUGCACUGCAAUGAUCAGUUGAAAAAAGAAUCUGGGAAUUAGAAAGACAGCCAAAUAUUUGUUUGUGUGAUGGAUCGUAUGGAUUUAUUUGUCCAGACGUGUUAAUAGUUACCGUAAUGGAAAUGUUAGCUCAUUGAUGGUGUCAGGAUGCAAAAGGUCUGAAACCCAAGCUAAGAGCUUAGUAUCUUUUCUGUCAUUCUGUGCUAUAGUUUCCCCUCUGAGGAUGAGAACUGCUCCUGUCUCCCAGCUACUUACUGUUUCAGUAGCAUUAAAAUGUCCUAAACCUCUGCAACAUCUGUUCAUGGGAAGUCACUGUGCAGGUGACAAAGGCUUCAUUUGAGCUCCAUGCUCUGUUGCCAUGAGACACAAGAUUUCAAUCCAAAAGAAGUAGUUCUGACUUGGGGCUAAUUCUCUGAUCAGAUACGUAGACACCAUCCUCUCAGAAUAUAUUCAAGAAGAGGUCUCAAAACACAAGGCCAAGUAAUUCAAGCCAAGCAAAGUCUGUUCUUCAGUAUUAUGGCAAUAUAAUUCUCAAACAGUGGAUGCAUGCAUUGUCCAAAUUAACCACUAUAUCUCAAGACUCCUGCUAAGGCUGCAAAAUCAGUCAAGUGAGAGGUACUGUAUCUGAAAAUUCAAGUUGCUGGUGGAACUGGUGCUUGGCUCAUACAACUUCAUUCUCUCCCCUGAUACAUACAGAUUAGGACAUAGUCCCUACAGGAUCAUUUGCUGGUGUUUUAGAGGACUUCUCUUUCAUGCUAUACACAGAGUGGGUGGUACUCAGGGAAUUAGACAGCUGGGUGAUAUUUCUUUUUACUUUUGCUUUCAUUGAGCUUCUCAUAGUAUGAUAGCUGCCUUGAUUUUGAGCAAAGCCAGACUUUUUUUUAUUCUUUUUUUUUUUUUUUUCCAAAUGAUAGGUUUAAACUAUGAUUUAGGAAAAUCAGUUAUCCCCCAUGGCCUCAGGCUUUCUGAGCAUAAUGCCUGCAGUUCUGUUCUAUGGGCUUUUCUAGUGUGGAGGGAUCCUGCAGAGCUGAUGGAAAUUACACACUCCAAGGCCGUGUAGCACUCAGCCCUAAGCCUAUGAAUGCUAACUGCUGAACAUAUCAGAGUGAUGAAUCCCAGCUCUGCCCAAGCCCCCAGCAUGUCUGCCCCCACUUUGAGAGCACUCUGAAAGCACAGUUUGUCAGGAAAGAGAUGGAGUAAAUAAUUCAGGAAGGUUGAGAGGGGGGUGUUAAAUUUUAUGUAGCCAAAUUUCCAGAGGAAUAAAGAAGGCAAAAGCAUUCUGGGGUCCCUAAGAAAGGUUGUUUGUAGGAUCCGUGGUUUGGACUAAGGUCAUUUGUGGCAUUUCUUACCAAAUGCUGUCCACUGUGGCCCAGAUGUAGUAAAUUAUAUGGAUUGUAAAAUUCAUGGAAAUCUGCACUUAAAUUAAACCACUCUCAACUCAAAGACUUUUAAUUUGAUUGAAUUCCUUGGAUUCCCACAUUGCUCCUAGUGAAAAAAAUAAUAAUAAUAAAAUUAAAGGAUAAUGGCAGCUUGGUAACAGUAGGAGUCUGAUUAUCCACCCUUUGUAAAAUUGUCUGCACCUUAAGUCAGCACUAGGGUCAAUGGCUGGGGCAAAGCUGGCAUUAGCAAGAUUUGUAGAAUUUCUUCUUUUGAUCCACCUGUGGAUCUGUUGUUCCAGCAGUGCUCUCCAGCAAUGCUAUAAGGAAAGGAAAAAGGAUCCAGUGAUGUCUGAUCUCUGAACUGUUCAUCCAGUCAGAACUAACCACCAGCAGCAGGGAGUACAACACUUCGAUCUGCUUUUUGAGAGGGCAGUAGUGAGUUCAGUAUUAAAUCUAUUAUUCCAAUAGACUUUGCAGAGCUUUUCUGGAUUUUAGAUAUGUGCUCACAGGGAAUGACAGAGGCCCCUUGGGCUUAGGUAGAGAUGGGGCUCGUUGGUUUGCUAGUCCAGAAUGAUAACAAGAGAUGCGUGCAUUUUCCCUCAAUACCUUGCCCAGUGUUUACUAAUUAUAUUAGCGGCAAUUAAUCCAGCUGGCUUGAGACACAGCAUUCAGGCUGGGCAGAAAGCUUCUGCUGUGCUGAUAAGAGAAUAGACAGAUGAAUGAAAUGAUACUUUCUGUCCAUAACACCAGUGAGUAUUGUCAUAAUUAUUCACAUGACCAAAUCAGCCAUGGAUAAUUAUUACAUUAUCCAUGGCUCAUGGAGAGUUUACAUCUUUCACUUUUCACUAUUAGGGUUUAUUCAAAGUACAGCAAAAGCAAUCCAAAAGCAAUGAUUUCUGUAAGACCCAAAGGAUUAACAUUUGUGGAGACUCAGUGCAAAAAUAUCCAACAGGUUAAGCUGCCGUAUUCUGUAAUCAAAGCAGAAAAUACAGUCACUGUCUUCUUUCUGUUUGCACUUAUUAGAGCAAAACAAGUGCAUGUGAUAAAAACAAAUCCCUCAGUAGGACUGCCCAGGACCUGAAUAUUUUAUUAUAAUUUUUGUUGGUUUCAUUUCCAUUCCUAUACGUGAAACAAACAGUUUGAAAAAGGUGUUGGUUUUUUGGUUUUUUUUUUUGUUUGUUUGUUUUUAAUGUUCUCAGGUUGAUAGACCUUUCUUCUGCAUCACUCAGAUUAGCAACAGUUUGUUCUGGGUCAAAGAAGAGUAGUUGUUGGGACAUACUAAUCACUAGGCCUUUCCUGUAGCCAAGGAGAAUCGCUCUUUGCUUUGUGCUAUCACAGGUUUUAUUUCUAUCUUAACAGAGCCUGUUCUUUUAAGUAUGAAAGACCACUGGCUUGUGCUGUCCCACUGGGUGAGUUAAUUACUAAAGCAAUAUCAAUACACCAUGGCAUGGCACCUGGGCCUCCACACAAAUUUAUUCUUCUAAUAAUUUUUUUCCAAUUUUAAUCGUAAAGUCUCAGCCUAAGAGGAACUUCAGCAAUCUGAAGCUGUAGGAAUGGGAUCACUGUGUUUUGUUUAAUUUCUAACAUAUUGUUAUUGUUGAACUUUUCUGUACCCUAAACCUGUGUAUCUUCCAGAAAAAAAUGCUUUUUUUGAGAAUGUCACUGUGAGUUAUCCAAUGGGGUUGAAACCAGCAGCAUGUACAAAAAAUUUGCACAAGUUUCUACAAUUUACAAAUUUGCUACAAUUUCUUUAGAACUCAAUUUCAGGAGCCUUCUUCAAUGAGGCCAUUACAGGGUUUUCUACUCUUUGCCUGCAUUCUCAGUAUCCUGGACCCCCAAAUUCACAUUUACCUCAGCCUUUGGUAGGUGUUGGCAGGUAUUUUAAAGACAGUAUGGACACUUUCCUUGAUGUUGAAGUCCGUCUGUGACUAUUACAUAGAGAAAAGCAUUUCUCCAUUGUGGGUAGGAUGGUGAAGGUGACCAUUUGUGGCUCUGGAAGAUGCGAAGACUUUAGAAGAGUUGACAUAGGGCAUUUGUUCUCAGGUCAUAGGUUUUGCUUUUCCUAUACAGUUGAAUUGACUUCCACAAAGCCACCUCCCAGUAGCAUACCUGGCAAUAGACAAGCACCAACUCACAGAACAAGUCCAUAAGCACUCCUUUUCACACCAAAUCCACUACAGAUCGUGUUGGCAUCAUUUGUUCUGCUUCUCCACUCUGCAGCAGAAAAAGGCCCAACACCUGAAGAACAGUAGCACUAGAGUGAUCUAAAUACCAAAUGUUCUUUGUAAUACCAGAAACCCUAUGUUUUUAGGUGCCCAGCUUGAAGAAUUCAGGCCCAGAUUCAUCCUAUGCAACUUGGCAGCUGUCAGAGACGCAGGGUGUUGGAGCUGGUCCUCUUAGCUUCCUUUGGUAGGCAAUGGAGUGAGCAGGACAUCUGCAGACAGCUUUUGUUAUCUCCUAAGCCCUAAAUCACCCCUCUGCUCUCUGACUAGUAGAAAAGGUUGCAGCGCUGACGGUUUCCUGUGCAGGUCCCUCUGGAGUGCACCUGCCUGAAGUAACAUGGGACAAAUCUGGGCCAGUAAGCAUCAGUUUUAGAGCUGCCACCUCCUCCUUUUAUGAUUGCAGGUGUCAAAAUCCCCUGGAAACUGAGCAGUAAGUGCUACAAGGCUGCAAACUCAAUAUUAGCUGACAAACUUGAAAACAACAAUCUGUGAUGGAAAAUGUGUGGGUGGAUCAGCCUUGGGAGGGGAGCGAUUCGCGGACUCCAGGAGCUGUGAUACGCAUUGUGACAGGCACCUCGCGCUGACAGCCAAGAAAACACUCAUUUUCAGCACAAAGCUGUGAGCUUCAUAACGAUGGUUAAAGUAUUACCCAUAGCAUUGCUGGGCUGGUUGUGCAAUGUUUGUUGCACUGUAUUACUGCUGUGUAAGUGCUGGAAGAAGCAGCAGCUUCUGCAGUGUGUCAGCCAGCACUUUUCCAAAGGUGCAGGUAGGGAAUAUAUGAGAAAGAAGAUU